Molecule: messenger RNA, 3099 nt
Organism: Ogataea haglerorum
Lineage: Eukaryota; Fungi; Ascomycota; Pichiomycetes; Pichiales; Pichiaceae
Exons: 1
Coding region: 1-3099 (1032 amino acids)
Biological process (GO): poly(A)+ mRNA export from nucleus; transcription-dependent tethering of RNA polymerase II gene DNA at nuclear periphery; protein import into nucleus
Cellular component (GO): nuclear pore outer ring
Molecular function (GO): structural constituent of nuclear pore; protein binding
Source: RefSeq, a predicted model, not a curated record
AUGUUCAGUUUCAACCUUGAAAGAUUAAGGAGUUCCACACCUGCUAAUAUAAGGCAGUCGACACAUGCGGUGAGAUUGAUAGAAACCGUACACACAGAUUCAUUUGUUAUCUCUAGAUACCCCUGUGAACUUCCGCAGCUUAAAAGUGACGAAACCAUAUGCUAUGGCUCUCUCGAUUCUGCGACCGGAAAAGCUGUUCUGGUGACCAGCGAGAGGAUUCUCAUCUAUAACUAUAGCUCAGGAGAUAUUCAUCCUGUAUGCUUCGAAUUCAGCUACGAGAAAAAUGAGCACGGUAUUCUUCCCCAAGUCAAACUCUUUCCCAAUUCCAGUAAUAAAGAUACAAGUGUCGUGAUCGUGGAUUCUUUUACAGGAGUGGUCAGAUAUGUUGAGUCGUUGAGUCUGUCACCAUCUCUUGAAAUCUUUGACGGCGUUCAGACAACCACCGUCAAACUUUCAGCAAAUGAAAUUGUCACGAUUGUCGAUUUUUUUGUUGGAAUUGGUUUAGUUAUUGCUACUAGCCAUAGACGUGUGCUAACAUUGUCGGUGAGAGAUCACCUUGGAAAAGCAAAGUUUAUUUUGAACGAUGUCUAUGCACCGAAAUCAUUGAUGAAACUAUUUUUGGGACUGACCUCGCAGAUCGGUGCGGGAUACGAAAACACAAACAAAGUGAUCGCUAUCAAGUGUGCCAAUAGAAAUGGAGUCACAUGCCAAUUAUGCAUUCAAGAGGAGGACGGAAAACUAGUCAUUGCGGAUUGGAUGAAUGGGUCGAUUAAUAUUAGCUCACAUUAUAACCUCAAAGCACUCCUAGCCGAACAGAUACUGGACUCCGAAUCUCUUAAGAUAAAGGACAUUGAACUGAUGGGAAGUAGUGAAUAUAUUGUUCUCACAUCUUGUGAAGGAAGUACUGGAAAGAGAUUACAAAUUUCCAUGGUGAGAAUAGGAGACAAUCCUUCUGUGGUAUACGUUCACGAGAUCACUAGCAUCAGUGCAACGGAUUAUUUCCCAAAAUUAUCUGUGAAAAACCAAAUUGCAAGUAUAAUAACCAAGUCUUCCAUCAUUACGGUAGAUAUUGAGUCUAGCUUAAACGAAAGAUGGGAAGAUUUUAUUAAUUUCAAUAAAGAUGUUGCACUUUACGGAUAUGACACUGACGAGCAUGAUGAUAUAACAGUUCUGACUGAAGAAGGUAUAUUCCAAAUCAAAGUUGAAAAAACAGUGGACAGGUUUUCUAGUGUUGAUUUUCUGAAAAGUCAUAUAAGACAGGCGUUGCAAUACAGCAGUAGCCUGAAUUUACUUGAUUUUAGCCUUUCAACUUUAAGAGUGGCUGUCAGCACCGAGGAUAUUGAAAAUGCAGUUUUGGCUAUUGCACAAGAAAUAACGUCGAACAAAUUCAAUGACUUAGCUGGAUUCACACAUUUGCAGGUCAAUCUACACAAAAGAGGCGAUCUUCUGAAGAAACUAGGCCACUUUUGCAACGAAAAUUUCGUGUUAGAAGAGGCUACAUGGAUUCAGCUUAUGAGACAUGUUGAGGAAGUUGAACUCUCAAGUGCACUAUACGAAAAGCUUAGCAACAUCGAACCAUUGCGAUUGAUCGCGGAAAAGCUAAUCAGAAAAGAGAUAGGGUCCAAAAGUGUUGAUGAAUAUUUCAUGGAUCCAACUUUGUCAAUAAUCAGUUUUCUAGAACUCCUGGUAGCAAACACGGAUCUGGAAGACCCUGCAGACUUAUUGCUUUUCGGUGAAAUGCUUGCCAAUGUGCUGAAAGAGGGUUACUUAGAAAUUGAAAUCAACGAAACGAGGUCUUCGAACAUCCUCCGGGGAGCAAGAGAGUUUUUGUCGAGCGUGAAUGAGAUUUUGAAAAAUCUCACAAUUACUUACGCUGACGUUUUGGAAGCUGUUGAAGAGAGCGAGCUCAAGACACGCGUGAGCAAAACUGUUUUAACUCUAGCAUUAUUCCUCUAUUAUGCCGAGAUCACAGGGCACGGUGAGCUUCUAGCUAAAAAUAGAGAAGGAUGGGUCAGAUUGUUCAUUGUUCUGGGGCAACAACAAGAAUUAAUGCAGCUCGCAGAAAAGAACAACGAUCUGGAAAGUUUAUGCGAAAUUAUUGAUUCCGAAAGAGAACAAGCCCCAGAUGGGGAUGCUUUAGUUACACUCAAACUCGAGGAGUGUUUCCAGCGUUAUGGAUACCGAUUUGCAGAGGUGUUGUUUGGAUUUUAUGCUAGAACCAGAAAGAUCCAGUUGAUCCUCAACUACUUCCCUCGAUAUCCAGAUUACGUGCGCAAGUUCUUGAGUUCUAACAUCAAUAACUAUAAAUUUGCCUGGAUACUGGACGUGGAAAACGAUGAGUAUUUCAAGGCAGCAGAAAAGCUAAUUGCAUAUGUUUCCACUGCAGAGUCAGAGGAAAUUGAAAAGAAAAAGCUCGAGCUGAAUAUUGCCAAACUUUCGCUAAUAUCCCUAGAUGAGGACCAUGACAGCUUUUUGGAUGAGAUUGAAAUACACUUGCAAAUGAUUGAGCUUCAAUCAAACUAUGCGAGAUUGAUCGAUUCAAAAACUAAAGACGGGUUUAUACAGGAGUCAAGGUACUUGGUCGAUAACAAGCUUACGAGCUUUGAGAGUCAGAUUGGCAAUAUCGUGGCAAAGAUGGAUAAGCAACAACAAUUGGCAUUGUUUGAGAUGGUCCAGUUACUGACAUUAGUGACGUUUGAUGAGUUCAACCAUAAUAAUUUCGCCAACUUGUUCAAAUUGUUGAAUUUGAUCAAGCACUCAAAUCCAUCAAGAGUGAUAAGCAACCUCAGUGGAUAUUCGCAUUAUCACGAGAUUCUGGAAACCUUGAUAUGGAAAAGGCUGUUUUUGACUACUGAUUGGGAUGGAAUCCUAAAUGGAUCUGACGUGCAUACAAAUGAGUAUUUCGAAAUGAUGACUGGGAUAUCGAGUCUCAAUAUGGAACUUCCCUCUAAAGUCCAGGAUCUAAUGAUGGAUCCGGACGAUAUUAAUUAUCUAGAGGCUGACGAAAGCCUUCGUGAUGAUUUGCUGAAGGAGAACGAUCUUUUGUCGGACCUGAACAACAAGAUCAAACUAGAACAAUGGUUAAAUAGAUUGAAGUAA